AAAACAAAACUACAAAAGAGAUACUUUAGUUUCCAAAUAUCAACAUAUAAUGUAGUAGGUAACACGCGCUAAUCAGACAAAAACGGUUACUGCACGUGACGUAACACGCGCCACCGCACACGGCUGACAAUGACAGCUAUACACUCCACAAGCACCAUGCUCUCCACCUUCAUUUCCUCUUCUUCACGCUCCACUGCCGUCAGGUCAAACAUGUUGUCUCCGUCAAAUCUGAUUGAAACGCCAGUCGUACUUGGAUUCGGUGGUGUUUCGGUGGAUCUGUUGGCGACUGUAGCGUCCUUUCCUAAUCCUGACGAUAAGAUCAGAAGCACUAGCAUGAAGGUUCAAGGAGGUGGUAAUGCAGGGAAUGCCCUAACGUGUGCAGCUCGUUUAGGAUUAAAUGCAAGGUUGAUAUCCAAGGUCGCCAAUGACGUGCAAGGGCGAGGAGUCUUGGAAGAAUUAAGAGCUGAUGGUGUAGAUGUCUCGUUUUUUGUGGUAUCAGAAGAAGGAAAUUCACCAUUUACCUAUGUCAUUGUGGAUAAUCAAACGAAAACUCGAACUUGCAUUCAUACUCCAGGGUCACCUCGUAUGACUCCAGAUGACCUCACAACCUCAACUGUGUCAUCUGCAUUGAACGGCGUGCAGCUUGCUUAUUUCGAUGUACGAUUGCAUGAAACCGCUUUAGUUGUUGCACAUGAGGCAAACAAGAGGGGUAUACCUAUUUUAAUUGAUGCUGAAAGAUUAAGAGAAGGAUUGGACGAGUUUUUGAAUUUAUCGGACUAUGUUAUGUGCUCUGCUAAGCUUCCACAGGCAUGGACCAAAGCUCCAACUGUUUCAAGCGCCCUUGUUUCCAUGCUGUUAAGAUUGCCAAAGGUCAAAUUUGUCAUUGUGACUUUGGGUGCGGAUGGUUGCAUAAUGCUUGAGAGAAGUAUAACUGUUCCAGCAGAUGAUGCUACAAUUGAAGAAAUGGAUGUAGACAAUCUACUUAAACUAUUAAAGCAGAAACUUGAUUGUGGUCAAACUGCUCCUACAUGCGUUUCAUCAGGUAUUACAAGAUUGCAAGCCAAAGGCGUGGGGAGUGUCUGUGGUAGGCUAUUUCUUGGAACAGCUGAGAAGAUUCCAGAACCAGAACUCGUUGAUACGACAGGUGCUGGAGAUGCAUUUAUAGGGGCUAUCCUUUAUGCUAUUUGCACCAACAGGCCACCAGAACAAAUGUUACCCUUUGCAGCUCAAGUGGUUAGUAUAAAAGUUACACGCAGCAAUUAGUUGCCGGGCUUUGGGAGCUCGAACAGGCCUUCCACGUCUAUCAGAUCCUCGAUUAACGCCUUUUUUAGGUUAGAGUCCCCUUACAACCGCAAUUAUGAUGUGGGUCGGGUAAGAAAUUUGAGGCCCGGUUUCCGGAUUUGGCUUUUCUUUCUUGUAUACUUCAUUGGGUUCUUUUGGACAGAUCUUGUACUCCUUGUGCCAUUUUAGUUACCUUUGCUUUGAGACAACCAUGUUAUAAAUGAUAAAAAAAGAUGUCUGUUAUUAAAAAGUCUACUUUGCUA
Messenger RNA from Helianthus annuus (common sunflower), 1544 nucleotides. Its product is annotated as ribokinase. The record is from RefSeq and is a predicted model, not a curated record. Gene Ontology annotation, molecular function: kinase activity. The transcript is spliced from 13 exons. Lineage: Eukaryota; Viridiplantae; Streptophyta; Magnoliopsida; Asterales; Asteraceae. Bases 130 to 1263 code for a protein of 377 amino acids.